GUUGGAAGGCUUUACCUUCUUUGUUAUCUCAGAUGAGUAACAGUCUGGUUCGGAUACCUGUUGCAACUUUGUCAAGGCCCUUGUUUACCAAUAGAACUUUAGCUCCUGUUGCUGGAAAACUAAAGUUGGUGAGUAAUCUUCACACAUCAGCCUGCUGUGCUGUAGGGAUACCACAGGGACCACGCAAGUUUUUAAAAAAUAAUGAUGUUGUAUAUCCACCAACACCCUUCGGUGAAAAAGAGAGACAUGCAUUUGUGUGUCAUGCAAAAGAAAAUAUUAAAUAUAGCCCAAAGAAGAUGUGGUACAUUGCCAGUUUGGUUCGUGGCAUGAAAAUAGAUGAUGCUAUAAAUCAACUCAAAUUUGUUCAUAAGAAAGGAGCAGUUGCAGCAAGAGAAACUCUGGAAGAAGCACAAGCAUUAGCCGUUAAAGAACAUAAUGUAGAAUAUAAAAGCAAUCUGUGGAUUUCUGAAUCGUUUGUUACAAAAGGAAUGGUUAUCAAAGGUAUGCGUCGACAUGCUCGUCGAAGAUUUGGAACUGUCAGAUAUAGAUACUGUCAUUAUUUUGUUACCCUAGAAGAAGGAGAACCACCUGAGCACUACUAUCCUCACACAAGACAUCUUACUGGUCCUGAAAUGCUUCAGCAGUGGAUGGAGGAUUUGCGUAAACGGAAUAUCAAAUUUGUAAUUUAAAGGAUUUCUUAUGAUUUAUACAGUUGUAGUUUGUAUAUACGUACAUACUGGACUUGUAACUUAUAAAAGUGCUUGUGAUUUUUUCAGUGUUAAUUUUGUAAAAUAUGACAAAUAAAUGUCAGAUUAAAUGGGA
Molecule: messenger RNA, 822 nt
Organism: Macrobrachium nipponense
Lineage: Eukaryota; Metazoa; Arthropoda; Malacostraca; Decapoda; Palaemonidae
Gene: mRpL22
Product: large ribosomal subunit protein uL22m-like
Biological process (GO): translation
Cellular component (GO): ribosome; mitochondrial large ribosomal subunit
Molecular function (GO): structural constituent of ribosome
Source: RefSeq, a predicted model, not a curated record